Messenger RNA from Notothenia coriiceps (black rockcod), 6585 nucleotides. Its product is annotated as potassium voltage-gated channel subfamily A member 2. The record is from RefSeq and is a predicted model, not a curated record. The transcript has 2 exons. NCBI's taxonomy places the organism in Eukaryota, Metazoa, Chordata, Actinopteri, Perciformes, Nototheniidae. Gene Ontology annotation, biological process: action potential; protein homooligomerization; potassium ion transmembrane transport. Gene Ontology annotation, molecular function: protein binding; delayed rectifier potassium channel activity. Gene Ontology annotation, cellular component: juxtaparanode region of axon; voltage-gated potassium channel complex; dendrite. Bases 374 to 1858 code for a protein of 494 amino acids.
CUCCCUUUUUUGCCAAUCGCCAUCCCACGACAGCCUGAGGAAAGGAGCCGGGGAGGGGAAAGCGAGGACACACCCGCACAUACUGUACCCGCUUUACACCGCGAGGAUGACAACAUGAGGUGGAUAUCAUCGACUGCCCCAAAUUGGAUUUUUUUUUAACCUGCUCUGAAGACGGAAGGGCUGUUUGUCGCAGCUGGUUAUUCACCUUCCUGUUACCGGAGUCCAGAUGACUGCAGUCGGAUCCUAGGUGACAUCCUGUGGCCGUCAGGUCUUUACGGUGUCGAGCCCCCUCCUUCUCUCGGCCCCUGCCUGCAGUUCUCCAGGCUGCAGGACCCCGACUCAUUGAAAGGUGCAGGCCUCCUCCCCGUGCAGAAUGACUGUUGCCACGGGCGACCCCUCUGACGAGGCGGCUGCUCACCCGGGGCUGGACUACGACCCGGAGGCCGACCAUGAGUGCUGUGAGAGGGUGGUUAUCAACAUCUCAGGGCUGCGCUUUGAGACUCAACUCAAAACCCUCUCCCAGUUUCCAGAGACCCUGCUGGGGGACCCCAAAAAGAGGAUGCGCUACUUUGACCCGCUGAGGAACGAGUACUUUUUUGACAGGAACAGAACCAGCUUUGACGCCAUAUUGUAUUAUUACCAAUCAGGGGGCCGGCUAAGAAGGCCGGUCAACGUCACCCUUGAUAUUUUCUCAGAGGAGAUCCGCUUCUACGAGCUUGGCGACGAGGCCAUUGAGAUAUUCAGAGAAGACGAGGGUUUCGUCAAGGAGGAGGAGCGGCCUCUUCCUGAAAAUGAAUUUCAGAGACAGGUGUGGCUGCUGUUCGAGUACCCAGAGAGCUCAGGUCCUGCUAGGAUUAUUGCCAUAAUCUCUGUCAUGGUCAUUCUGAUAUCUAUCGUCAGUUUCUGCUUGGAGACUCUCCCCAUUUUGCGAAACGAUGACGACGACAGGUCUCCAACGAAAAUCUAUUACCCUGAGACCAACACCACAGUCAUCAGCUAUACAUCCACCUACUUCACUGACCCCUUCUUCAUCCUGGAGACUCUCUGCAUUAUAUGGUUCUCCUUUGAGUUUCUAGUGCGCUUCUUUGCCUGCCCCAGCAAAGCAGGCUUUUUUGGUAAUAUGAUGAACACAAUUGAUGUUGUUGCUAUCAUCCCUUACUUCAUCACUCUUGGCACAGAGCUCGCAGAAAAGCCAGAUGACGGUCAAGCGGGUCAACAAGCCAUGUCUUUAGCCAUUCUCAGGGUCAUCCGCUUAGUACGAGUGUUCAGGAUUUUCAAGCUGUCACGUCACUCCAAGGGGCUUCAGAUUUUGGGUCAGACGCUGAAAGCCAGCAUGAGAGAACUCGGCCUGCUCAUUUUCUUCCUCUUCAUAGGUGUCAUCCUUUUCUCAAGCGCCGUCUACUUUGCCGAAGCAGAUGAGCCCGAGUCACAGUUCGAAAGCAUCCCAGAUGCGUUUUGGUGGGCGGUGGUGUCCAUGACAACAGUUGGCUACGGUGAUAUGGUCCCAACUACCAUCGGUGGCAAGAUCGUGGGCUCCCUCUGUGCCAUUGCAGGUGUGCUGACCAUUGCCUUGCCCGUGCCUGUCAUCGUGUCCAACUUCAACUAUUUCUAUCACCGUGAGACUGAAGGCGAAGAGCAGGCGCAGUACUUGCAGGUCAACGUGGCCAAAACCGAUUCAGCCGAAGAGCUGAAGAAGAGCCGCAGCGGCUCCACCAUCAGUAAAUCGGACUAUAUGGAGAUUCAGGAGGCAGUGAACAACAGCCGGGAGGACAUUCAGGAGGAGAACCUCAAGACGGCCAACUGCACGCUGGCAAACACAAACUAUGUAAAUAUUACAAAAAUGCUCACAGACGUGUAGUCGUCGGCUAUCUUCCUCUCCGUCAUGGCGGGAAAUGUGGAGCCGGUAAUUAGACAGGACUGGUGUACAGCCUCCCACCUCACGUGUGCUGGAAAAAACAAGGCAAUAGAAUUCAGGAUGCUGAUGAUGAUAAACAGUGAAAAAAAUAUAUAACUAAGACCAUCCGCUCACUCUUCGCUCAUCCUGUCUUCACCCCUCACAACUUGCCCUUAACAACUCCUGAUAACUGUCCAACAGAGUGAAAUUUAAAAUGUUGCAUAUCUGCAUGGAGUUGGCUUUGUUUUGUGUGUGUGGCUGUUUUGAAAAAAAAUGACAAUGCCUAAACUAAAAUUGUUCCUGCUCACAACAGUAGCCAACAGUAGUGCACCAAAAGAAAAGAACAAGGGAGAAACACGGCGAGAAAAAAAAAAAGUAUUGCUUCCAAAAGAAUAAAAAGCAACACAAGUCCUGCUUUAGUCCCCCAUCCCUCAUUUCCCAAGACACGCUGCUCUGCCAUGCGCUUUCUGAAGAGCCCUACUCGCGCGCUACAUAUGCUGCUUCUUGGAGCCAAUAAAAAACUGUCUUAUGAUUCACCAUUUAGGAACAAGAGGAUGUGUGAGCAUAAAGCAAGCUCACCCCACUACUGGAUGGCCUGUGGGUGACUUAUGAGGAGGUUGGUGUUUAAGUACACCACGUUAUUUCAAGGAUGAAUGACAGCCAUCAGCACUUAGCUCAUGGUUCGACACCUUUUUUUCCCAGCAGACAUCAGUAUCUGAUGAAUGGCUGAGAAUGGCCUUGCUUUUUCACUGCUUUAGUCUUACAUGUACUGUAUGUAUUGCAAUGCAAGCUUCCCCCCCCUUCCAUUCACCCAAAACUGGUCUUACUGCAGAGCUUUGAGGACAACUUGAAUGUUUCUUCUUGUUUUGUUUGUUUUUCACAGUUUCACACACACAGACACGCACAUACUUAUUUAAAUAAGGUAGGUUAACUGUGACUUAACUGAUAGCCGGUAGGUAGGUGCUGUUACUAGUAAAAACAUAGUCAGUAGAUAAUUGCAUGACAUUUUUAUCUGAAAGAGAAUUACCACUUGUUUAUUGACUGCCACUUGCUUCAUCACACCACUGUAUAUUUGUGUGUACACUGCCUUCUAUAAAGAUUCACAAUUUUAAAAGGACGCCUGCGGGUCAAGAACCUAUAGCUGUACGUUAGAGGAUUUCUUAAGGAAUACCCAAAAGGUCAAAUCCUGCUCUUAAUGUGGUGUCCUUGUCGAUAUUUACAUUCCAUGUAGAAGUCAUCGCUUUAAACUAUUGCCAGAAAAACCGCUGAGCUGUGAUUUCAGGCGUGAACUCACACUCUAGUUUUGGACAUGGAUCCCAGUCGCAUAUGUGAUAGACUCGUAGUGCUGUCUUUUUCACAGUUUUGUCACAGGAUCACGUUGUCAUGAUCGAAAUAGCAACUUUUAGGAUUCUUGUAUAGAGUAAUGCUUCCCCCCCAAACUGCCUUUUUAUCUGGGUUUACGCUAAUCUCCUAAUGUUGCAUGACCUCAAAAACAUUCCUAGAAGCAUGCAUUUAAGAUCAUAGAAGAAACAAAACAAAAAAUCUAAUAAUUACAAUAGAUAUAUUUAUUUCGUAUAUAUAGAUAUAUGAGUAAAAUAUGUAUACAGACGGGACACAUACUAUACAGGACACAUAUACUAUUAUCAGAGAAUAAAAAAAACUUUAAAUAGCAAUGUUUAAGAGAAAGCAAGAACCUUUCCACAAUGCGCAAAUCAUUGCCAUGUUUUUAAUAAAAAAAAACAUUUUGAAUGACAAUAAUGGUUGUUCUGAGCACAGUGUCAGUUUCAGAUCCAAAGACACACUCUUACUAGCCAUUUUAAAAGCAUAAUUUUCGCUUUCAGCAAACCAGACACAUGAAUACAAAAAAUGUUGCUUUACUUAAUAUAAAAAAAGGCUUUCUGUAUUAAAGGCAUCGCGUUGUAUCAUCCCUAGGCAAGAGUCUUGUAUCAGAAAGAUUUACAUUGGUGAUCAUUUGCUCAGAAUUUAAAUGGAGUCUGGCUGUCCUUUUUAGAAGUCUCUGGUGCCAGAAGCUCAAUCUGUCUGUAAAUGUUGGCAUCGAAUGUGGAGUAGCUUCUAGGAUUGUGUCCAGCUGAGAUUCAUUCACUGUUCGCUCAACACUGCCAAGGUAUCAGUUAAAGGCAGUAAUGUCAAUAUGGGAAGGAUAAUUAGCAGCGUUGUGUAGCAGAUAUUGGCUAACCUGGGGGUACUCUGACUUCACUCCUGAGUCGCUUGCCUUUCUUCAUCUUCUCACAGAUGUCUUAGGUAAUUAGAAAGGUGAUGGAUUAGGAGAAGCUGUGUAGCAAGACAUGUCUACAUGCAUUCUGUCAUGCCAGGAUGUGCAUCUUUAUUCUUAGGGUUUCAUUCUGCUCACUACAGUCUUUAACCUGCAGUAGCAAAAAUGUUUUUACACCAUCGCUGCCAAUAUGUGCUCAGGAUGCCUCGUCCAACUGCCUGACAUGAGGCUUCUGAAGCCCAGAUCUGUGUCUGAUUUCAUGUCUCUUUAAAGAGACUUUCAGUAAAUAAAAUGGAGGAGUUAUAUUUGUUGCUUUUCUUAGAAUAGCAUAAAAGGUGGAUUGAGGUCUGUAACCGAAGGUAGGACCAGAUUUUGUUUAGCAAUAUUCCCAUAUUCAUUUGGUGGAGAGGUCUUUGUGGACAUCAUGUUUUAAAAAAACGUAAUGGACCUUCACAGUCCCACCAAGAUCCUGUUUAUCAGUUAAGUAUUUUUGGAGGUGUGUUGAUGAACGGCUAUGUAGGAGUUUUCUGUGAGUGUGUGCUUGUGUGUGUGUGUAAGGAAGAGAGAACCACAAAGAGAACCACUGAAUGUUAGUGUCUUUGCCUGGUUGUACAGCUUCAUUUAUGCAACAGACAUUUACAUCUGUAUAUGUGAAGAAAAAAAACACUCACAGUCUGACCAAAAAUAUGUGUCUAUGCAUGCAAAUGCAUUGUAUCUCAUUGUCGUCAUUUCAUUUGUUUUGAACAUAUGUAUAUGAUAAAUGUUACACAUGCUACAUUUAUCUGUUAUGUUUGAAAUUGGGCACCUCACUGUACCUCAGCAAAUUCACUGUAGCCACUCAUACACUACAACAUCUAACAACAACAGUUAGUUCUGCUUAAAGCACAAAGACAAGUAGAAUCAAACACCUGCAGAUUUAAUCUGUAAAUGUUUGUAUUCAGUGGGAACAAAGUCAACUACGAUGAUGUAUUGCUUUAUGAGGAGCAAUACAUCCUCAAAAAAAGUCAUCUCUCACCUGCUGAGGGUCUCACUAGCAAAUCCGCUCCAUGAGAAGGGUGCCCAACAGUGACUACACUGAGAAAUCUAUGCAGAAGAUGAUUAUAAGCUGGUAGUUGAGAAGGUUUAAGAACAUCAUGUUUUACUCCGGCACCAAUUACAUGUUGAUCCUGAGAGCUGACAGUGCUUUUGAAACGAGCCCCUCAAGCAGAAGAGACACACUUUGCAAUAUUCUGCUGAUCUACAAACACUCACACGUUGGAUGAAUGUGAAUGGGAGCUUUUGUUUGUUUUAAAUGCGAUGUCAGCUCUUUGAGACAAAAAAGAUAUUCAUACACAUGGGAAGCAAGACGAUCAAUAUGCAAUCUGUAUGCAUGUGUGUGUUUGAGGUUAAACGUUUUCUUUUCGUUUGACCCCCAGAGCCUGAUAGUGUGGCAUCCACUGACACAAUAUGUACAGUUCUCCACCCCCCCCCCCCCACAUCAUAGAGGCCUGAAAACAUCCAUCAACGUUGGUACAGUGGAUAAUGGAUUUUCUUUCUAUGAAAUGAAAUGUGAGAGAAUAAUGUAAAUAAUAACGAAUGGAUGAAGGAGCAAAAACCAUGUACAAUAUACUGUAUGUGAAGUCUGGAUUUAAAAUGUAGUAUUAUCUGCACUUUACAAGACAAGAAGGACAAUCUAAGGACAAGAAAGACAUGUGAAAUAAAAAAAUGCAUAUAAUCCUUCCAAAUGAUCAUAACCCUGACGAAGUAAUAUCAAUAAUGAAGCCAAUAAUAAUUCAACUGAAAUGCUGUGGUGUCUUUUUUUUGCUUGAAAUGUGCUUUUCAAUGUGAAGAAGAAUAUGUAAAAGGUAUUUUUUCCCAAGUUUCUCCAGCCUUUUCCCUUCACAUCACAUUGUUGGCAGGGGUAUUUAAUCCAAAAAUGAUUUAAGGAGCUAUUUUUAGCCGAAGAGCGUCUGCGCUGAUGCAAAACGCCAUGCAUCGAUCAAAGGCCUCUUUGUUGUUAUUCUUAGGACAUCCAGCGUCUUUGUAGCCAGGGGCUGUGUGGGAGACAUUUUCAAACGCCUCCUGGUAUCUUCAGCUUCAUCCUCCCUUUAAGUGCACGGUAUAUGCUCCCUGCAGUUAAAAGAGAGCGCGGGGUGUUCUAUUAAUAGCCUUUUUGUUGGAGAAAGAGGAGGAUGGAUGUGAGCAGAGGAGGAGACGGAGAGAAAGGUGAAGAGGAAGGAAAAACAUCUUAAAAAAUCCUUCAUAGUGAACUCUUAAAGCAGCACAAACCUGACAACCAUGUGCAAGGAGCCACAAUAGGAAAAAUGACACUCAAAAUUACUGUGUUCUUCGGGGCAAAAUGUUUACUUCAGAUUUUCUCCCACUGCAAUUUGGCCACUAUACACGCAGGUAUAAUGUACUGUAUGUCUCUCAGGUGAUGUUAUACUCCUUUCUUCCGACGAUAAAUGUUUGCAUCUGC